AUGACGGACUACGCACAAGAAUUUAUGGAAAUGACAGAAGCUGCUAAAACUAUGAUACCGUUGUUGCGAGACAUGGAUGACAGGUCCAUAGUCGACAAGUGGAUCACUAGAGUGAAGUCUCUGCAGAGCAAGGACGUGAACGUAUUAAAACACCGGAACAAUUUCAUGAAAUAUUUCAUGGGGAUUAUCAAGCGGACGAUCGCCGAAACUGGACAGUCACCCACGUGCUGUAUGUGGGGAAAACCUGAGCCUGGACCUUUCGACAAGCAAUUGCCUCCGCCUAAACCUCUUCCAUAUCAGUGCCAUUGGACACCGGACAAACGGACUUACGUAGCCAUUCAACCACUUCCAAACCGAGGAGCUAUGGUGUACAUGGCUGUGGCCGAAAAACCCGAACUCGGUUGGGAUUUCCCCAAAAAAUAAUAAUUAUAAUAUUAUUAUGUAUCUAUCGUAUACUAUAAUAAAAUAUACAAAAUAUA
This is a messenger RNA of Melanaphis sacchari, 479 nucleotides long. RefSeq lists its product as uncharacterized. The record is from RefSeq and is a predicted model, not a curated record. The transcript has 3 exons. Lineage: Eukaryota; Metazoa; Arthropoda; Insecta; Hemiptera; Aphididae. Bases 1 to 423 code for a protein of 140 amino acids.